AUAAUAUUGUACAUACCAUUCGUUACUGUCAAGCUGUGUUUACUAAGGCAACUCACAGUUGCGCGAUGUGGUGUGCAUUACAAAUUGUCUUGUAUGUUAUUUGUUGAACUUCGCUAUUUCUGCAACUAUAACAAAUAUAGUACUCGCUCAAAUUGUGGUGCUGCUGAUGUAAUGAAAAUGAUCAACAACGACAUGUUCUUGUAGCAUGCAUAACUUCGUAACUGUAAUAACGAGAACGAUUCUCGCAGUAGGAGAUUAUUUCUUCCCUAACAACAAAAAUAUUUCUGAAGUUUUAAAUGGUUGAGUAUUUAAAACGUGUUGCCAAUCCUUGCAUCACUUCGAAAUCUUAUUAAGAUGUGACAGAACAUGGGAAUAUUUUUCAGAUAGUAGACCUAUUUCAUAAUUAUUUACUCACCCAUGGAUUAUUUCGUACAAUAGUAUAGAACCUGUCAAAAAUAUAACUUAAAUAAUAUACUCUACAUAAGGUAUUAACAAAAUACGAUACAGCAUAAAGUCGGCCAGGGCCUGAUCAAAGGAACCAUCCCAGCAUUCACGUUAGCAACAGUGGGAAAGAUGGAAAACACAAAUCAGUAUGGCCCGAUGAGAAAUAAAUCCCAAUGUUUUGAAUGUCAGUCCGGUACAAUAAGGGGAACCAUAAAAUACAUCGCGUAUAUUGUGACUGCAACAGCCACAAAAAGUGAAUCAAUGAACACGAAAUGUUGAAAAUAAAAACACCGUCGAAAAAGUGAAAAAAUAAAUGACCAAAUUACAUGAAAAAAUGCAAAAAACACAAUAUGUCAUUCAAUGAUCCGGAAGCAGUCGCCGCUGACGGGUGGCGACGUACCACUGCAGCUGCAGAGACGGAGCAGAGGUUCGCACCGGCCACGUGGCACGGCGAGGCUGCGGAUCGACUGCAUCACCGGAGGCUGCCACGGCGAGUCGGAGAGAGACCGCCGGUCCGACACGCGUCGCCGUGCCGGAGCUCACGUUUGACAGAAGGACAGCUCUGAGAAUGGUUGCAGGAGAUGGACAGGGGAAGAAUAUUGAUGAUCUCCCAGAUGAAAUAAUACUAAAUGUAUUUUCAUUCUUCAGUUUUAAUGAGCUUAUAGACACUGCGCAAAAUGUGUGUGUGCGAUGGAAGAGAUUGGCACACGACCCGGUGCUCUGGCGUGACAAAGAGUAUAUCAUCAGAGGAAGGGCACAGAACGGGAGGAGCUGCUGCGGUGUCACCUGCUCCGAGUGCGCCCACUGCAGGUGUGAGAAGACGGACAGAGAGGUCUUACGGACAGCCGGUUCGAUGCCACAACUGCGGACACUCACGAUGAUGCGCGGUACCAGAGCUCGCAUCUUACGUAAGAUCUGCAGGAACUGUCCGAAUCUCACAACUUUGCAGCUUCAUGGCUGUCAGAAGAUGAACUACUCGCUCCUGAAGUACAUUUUUGAGAAGUGUCCGAAGAUAGAGAAGCUGAUAAUCGCCAACAACUUACUGGCCGACCGACGGUACGCGGAAUUGGUGUCGCGCCUGGAACACUUGCAGAGCCUGGAAGUGUUCGAGAAUCGGAGAGGUGCAGGGCCCGUGCUGCUGCGCUUCCUGGCAGACGCCUGCCCGAAGCUGCGGGAGAUAAACCUCAGCUGGGACUACCACCCACUGGAGGACGUCGAGUACUUUGUGAAGGCCAAGAGGGACACGCUCACUUCUGCCACUGUGCGCUGGACCAUGGCGGGGAAGAGGUGUGUGGUUACCGUGCUGAAAGAGGCUGCCAGCUCUCUUGAGAAACUGCAGUUGCACCUCUUUGACGUGGCACCCGAGGAGGAGGCCGCGACGUUUGCGGAUCUCGGAGAGCUGCACAACCUGCGUGAACUACACUGCAACCAGCUCUGCCCACACCGGCCUCGCCUCAUCUCUCUCGCCUUCCAGCCCGGACGGCUGCCGCUGCUGCAGAGGCUGCACCUGCCGCACGCCACCGGCCUCCCGGAUGACGCCGUGGCCACCAUCUGUCGGGGAUGCCCGGCACUGCGCGAACUCAGGCUCAUUUUUGCGACGAGUCUCACGGACGGAGCACUUGCCGAGAUCCACCGUCUCAAGCACUUACAGAUACUGGAUCUUUCCGGAUGCUCGGGGCUGGGCGGAUGUGCCAUGGCCCACGUGGCGCAGCUGCCGGCCCUGCGCACACUGCUCCUCCAGUACAUUGACGACCUGACAGAGCUGCAGCCGAGCCUACGGCACGUCCUGGACUUGGAGCAGCUACGCUGCCUCAAUAUCUUGAACAGCGGCCACAUCAGAGCUGUGCCAUUUGAAGAAUUUGCUGUCAGGCUCGUGAAUCUCAGGGAACUACACGUGACGUACGAGGAAGAGGAUGAGGUUUUUUACAAAAAUGUUUUUGCUGAAAUGCAGAGUCAAAUGCCUCGGCUCAGGAUCAUUAAUACUUUCCGAUGGACAGAGGACGACUUCCUAACAGAUUACGAAACAGAUGAUGACGGCGAUGAUGGUGACGACGACAUAGGGUACUGAGGAACAAUUUUGGUUUUCUGACUGCAGAAUGUAACAUUGGAGUCCCUGGAUGAGUGAACUGUUUGAAAAACCAGUAAAAGACAAAAUAUGGAUGUAUGAAAUUAUUGUAUAAGUGCCAAGAAAGUGUUGGCCGAAAUAAAAAUGCAAUUUUUCGUGUUUACAAAA
Schistocerca gregaria is the source of this 2677-nucleotide messenger RNA. RefSeq lists its product as uncharacterized. The record is from RefSeq and is a predicted model, not a curated record. Gene Ontology annotation, molecular function: protein binding. NCBI's taxonomy places the organism in Eukaryota, Metazoa, Arthropoda, Insecta, Orthoptera, Acrididae. Bases 1013 to 2512 code for a protein of 499 amino acids. The transcript has 8 exons.